Cryptomeria japonica (Japanese cedar) is the source of this 1292-nucleotide messenger RNA. RefSeq names its product prefoldin subunit 5. Gene Ontology annotation, cellular component: prefoldin complex; cytoplasm. The record is from RefSeq and is a predicted model, not a curated record. NCBI's taxonomy places the organism in Eukaryota, Viridiplantae, Streptophyta, Pinopsida, Cupressales, Cupressaceae. Gene Ontology annotation, biological process: regulation of DNA-templated transcription; protein folding. The transcript has 4 exons. Bases 205 to 672 code for a protein of 155 amino acids.
AUAUAUGCAUACGUACCCUGACUAAAAAUUCUUUUCAAAGCACUGGCCCGAAUCUUGAAAAAGAGUAAUAGUCGAUUUUGGAUGCAGAAGACACUGUUCUAAUCUGUAGAACAUUAACUCAUAAAAUUGAUUCAAUUCAUCUCAAGGUUUGAAUAGAUUAAUCAAUCUCUUCGUCUGUUGCAACAAUUUAAAGAGAAACAAGGGAUGGCAAGCAUGGCUUCAGAUCAAGGCAAGGCAAUAUCAGACGAACUAAACAAGCUCACCGUGGAGCAGGUGAGGCAGGUGAAGGAGCAGGUGGACGGAGAAGUGGGUCUUCUUCAGGACAGCCUAAGCCGUAUUAGAACAGCUGCCAUUCGCUAUGAAAUGGCUGAAAAGGCUCUCAACAAUUUUUCUCAGCAUCCUCAAGGGAAACAGUUGUUAGUGCCCCUGACAGCAUCACUGUAUGUUCCGGGAACUUUAGAUAAUGCUGACAAAGUCCUGAUUGAUGUGGGCACUGGAUAUUAUGUAGAGAAAAGCAUGUCUGAAGGAAAAGAAUACUGUGAGCGAAAAAUAAACUUCCUCAAGGCAAAUCAUGAUAAACUUGUUGAGGUUGCUACGGAAAAGAAAAAUGCAGCAGAUCAAGUAAAUCUAGUUUUACAGGCAAAACUGAGACAAGUAAUGUCAGCAAAAUAGUGAGCAAGUGGACUCCUAGCCAGAUAACAGGUGAAGCUAAAGUUAGCUUUCAUUGAAUGAAAGACUUGGAAGAAUGACUAUAAUUUUGGUAGAAUGCACUCCAAUAAUAUGUAUAGUUUAAACAGAAAUACAGGUUUUCUGGUUUGUUGGAUGUCUAUGACUCUAUUGUGUGUAACUUGAGAAUAUGAUUAGAGAAGAAGGAAGAAUUCAAAUUUGAGUCAAUUUCCUUAUGAACUUUGAGGCUAAAAAUGCCAGCCAUGCAGAUAGCUACAGGCUACAAUUUCUUGCAGCCAUUCAUUGGUUGUGCUUGAAAAACAAAUGCUAAGUUGCAAAUGUUUGCAUUGUUGAGACUCUUGAAGACCAAGUUUUGAGGCAUUUAGUCACGAUUGUUUUCUGAGGGAUGGAAGAUUCUAAUUUUAUUUGUGAAUCUUUAGAAAACAUAUGGGUUGAGCAUAAAAAACAGAUUUCUAUAAUCUUUAGAAAACUGGCUUGAAGGUUCAACAUCAGGCAUCAUAUGCAUUCAAAAUUAGAAAUUACAUUGUAGUCCGGUUGUAAGCAUAAUGUUUGUCUGGAAUUGGUUGCUUGUAGUAAAUUUAUACAAUUCUGUUUUUGUAGGAAUA